Messenger RNA from Dictyostelium discoideum AX4, 486 nucleotides. It is a transcript of the gene hspJ, whose product is annotated as heat shock protein Hsp20 domain-containing protein. Bases 1 to 486 code for a protein of 161 amino acids. Lineage: Eukaryota; Evosea; Eumycetozoa; Dictyosteliales; Dictyosteliaceae. The record is from RefSeq and is a predicted model, not a curated record. The transcript has a single exon.
AUGUCUUGCUCAAUAAUUUUACCAAAUUUAAUUAAUUUCAUUAAUAACGACAAUAAUAAUAUUUUUGAAAAGAAUAAUGAAAUUCAAAAACAACAACAAGAAGAAGAGAAUAAAUCAAAUCAAGUUAAUAAUAUAUUAAAUUCAAUAAUUGAAUCUAAAUUUACAUCAUUAAAUCCAAAGUUAAAAAUUCAAGAAACACCAAAUCAAUAUCAAAUUAAAGCAUUAAUACCAUUAAAUUUUAAUAAAGAAGAAAUUAGUGUUAAUGUAAAAAAUAAUCGUUUAAUAAUUUCAGCAUUUAAAGAAAUUAAAUUUGAAAAUCAAGAAAAAACAAAAUUAACUAAAUUUGAAAAAUAUCAAAAAACAAUUAAUGUUAGUAAUAAAAAUUUAGAUUUCUCCUCAAUUAAAGCUCAAUUUAAAGAUAAUACUUUAACAAUUACUAUUUUUAAGCAAUCCUUUGAAAAAGAAAUUAAAAUUAAUAUUGAAUAA